AGAGCCGCCGGUGGAUGGUCCGGAUUUUGAUUAGUGAUGCCUUGAUGCGCACAGACCACGCUGCUGUAGGUAUGGAUGCCUUCGAGUUGUUUCGGAAACUCGGAGCAGGAGCUAAAUUUGACCUGAAGAGGUUUGGUCAAGACGCUGCCAGGUUUAAGGUUGCCAGGUCUCAGGAAGAGAAAGCGUCCUCAGAUCGUCUCCCUGUGAUCGAUUACUUUGGCACAGGACCAACCAAUGGAGCCCAGAACAGCUCCGUAGGACAGGAGGAGGAGGAGGAGGAGGAGGAAGGAGAGAAGUAUGAGGUGGAGUAUUGUGGCGCAGGAGGCAAAAGAAAGCAAAAGGAUGAAGAGAGAGACGUGAGGACAAAAAAGAAAAAGACGAAAAGAAACCAGGUGGAAGCUGGUGGCAUACCUCUGAAAGACGUAGAGGGAAACGGCAUCACCUGGACCUCCUCAUUGGACAGAAAGAUCCAAAACCUGCCGAGUGAUGGGAAGGAGAAAUCCACACUGAAGAGGCUGAAGCAUCUUCAUCAGGAAAAGGUGAAUCGUAUUCGCUCUCAACACCGUAUAAAUGUGCAUGGCUGCGAUGUACCCGACCCAGUGUGCACGUUUGAGGAGCUGCAGUCCGAGUAUCGUCUUAACCAGCGCGUCAUUCAAAACCUCAAAGACGCAGGGCUGAACUCUCCGACACCAGUACAGAUGCAGGCGAUCCCGCUCAUGAUGCAUGGCCGGGAGCUCCUGGCCUGCGCUCCCACAGGAUCAGGAAAGACUUUGGCUUUCUGUCUCCCGCUGCUCGCCCACCUGCAGCAGCCGGCCAACCUGGGCUUCAGAGCUGUGAUCAUCUCCCCGACCAGAGAACUGGCCAGUCAGACCUACAGAGAGCUGCUCCGCCUGUCAGAGGGAGUAGGAUUUAGAGUUCACAUCAUAGACAAAGCCUCCCUGGCAGCCAAGAAAUAUGGACCACAGUCGAACAAAAAAUAUGAUAUCCUCGUCAGUACUCCAAACAGACUCGUCUUCCUUCUCAAGCAGGAUCCUCCAGCUCUUGACCUCAGCAGUGUGGAGUGGCUAGUUGUCGAUGAGUCCGAUAAGCUGUUUGAGGGCGGUAAGACAGGCUUCAGGGAGCAGCUCGCCACAGUUUUUCUGGCUUGCUCUGGUUCAAAGGUGCGCAGGGCGUUCUUCAGCGCCACCUGCACAUCAGAUGUGGAACAGUGGUGCCGUCUGAACCUUGACAACCUGGUGUCUGUCAACAUUGGACACAGGAAUGCGGCAGUUGAAACGGUGGACCAGGAGCUGCUGUUUGUUGGGACAGAGAACGGCAAACUGGUGGCCAUGAGGGACAUUAUCAAAAAAGGUUUCCUGCCUCCCAUGCUGGUGUUUGUGCAGUCUAUAGAACGAGCACGGGAGCUUUUCCAUGAGUUGGUGUAUGAAGGUAUCAAUGUAGACGUGAUCCACGCAGACCGCACACAGCAGCAGAGGGAUAACGUAGUCAACAGUUUUCGCUCCGGUAAGAUUUGGGUAUUGAUCUGCACAGCUCUGCUAGCCAGAGGAAUCGACUUCAAAGGAGUCAACCUUGUACUGAACUAUGACUUCCCCACCAGCUCUGUGGAGUACAUCCACCGAAUUGGUCGGACUGGUAGGGCCGGACAUCAGGGGAAGGCCAUCACCUUCUUCACAGAAAAUGACAAGCCACUACUCCGCAGUAUCGCUAAUGUCAUAAAACAAGCUGGCUGUCCUGUACCCGACUACAUGACUGGCUUCAAGAAGAUACACAGUAAAGUGAAGCGGAGACUUGAGAAGAAGCCUCCCGUGAGAAGCACCAUUUGCACAACUCCUCGCUUCCUAAUGAAGAAAAAAGCCAAAGGACCAAAUAAAGGACAGAAAGGAGAGAAGCAGGCAGUGGGUGGAGAGCAGAAAGGAGAAAGUGGAUCUCAAACAGCAGUGCAGCAGCAGAAAGGAGAGAAGAAGACAAAAGGACCGAGGAUGAAGAGAAGAAAUAAAACACAGAAAGAAGGGGGAACAGAAAAACACAAGAAGGCGUCUCAGAAGAUGGGCUCAAAUUACUCUGGAGCCAAGUUAAAAAAGUAAGGAAGGAAAAAGGGGAAGAAAAAUAAGCCACAAGAGGAAUAGAGGAGAGCUGUAUGAACAGACUGCUAUGAAGAUCGACGUGGAUAUUUCUUUACAUCUUGCAGUCUGACUUACUGCUAAUUUUCACAUUUUUGGUAUGUGUUAUGGUAUAAAAUAAACAGUUUUAUAUUA
Micropterus dolomieu (smallmouth bass) is the source of this 2255-nucleotide messenger RNA. It is a transcript of the gene ddx52, whose product is annotated as DEAD (Asp-Glu-Ala-Asp) box polypeptide 52. Gene Ontology annotation, molecular function: ATP binding; RNA helicase activity; nucleic acid binding. Bases 15 to 2084 code for a protein of 689 amino acids. The record is from RefSeq and is a predicted model, not a curated record. Gene Ontology annotation, cellular component: 90S preribosome. NCBI's taxonomy places the organism in Eukaryota, Metazoa, Chordata, Actinopteri, Centrarchiformes, Centrarchidae. Gene Ontology annotation, biological process: maturation of SSU-rRNA. The transcript is spliced from 15 exons.